Messenger RNA from Ceratitis capitata (Mediterranean fruit fly), 2561 nucleotides. RefSeq names its product heat shock protein 83-like (gene Hsp83). NCBI's taxonomy places the organism in Eukaryota, Metazoa, Arthropoda, Insecta, Diptera, Tephritidae. The record is from RefSeq and is marked provisional. Gene Ontology annotation, cellular component: cytosol; perinuclear region of cytoplasm; plasma membrane. Gene Ontology annotation, molecular function: disordered domain specific binding; ATP binding; ATP hydrolysis activity. Gene Ontology annotation, biological process: protein stabilization; protein folding; cellular response to heat.
GCUUGAAAGCACUUUUGCGCGGAGCAACAAAGAAAGUGUUCUUAAACUAUUAUAAUUGCAAGUGAUUAAUAAAGGAAUUUUAUAUUUUAUUCUACGAAGUUGAUACAUUGAAAUAAAACAAGAUGUCUGAAGAAGUGGAAACCUUCGCUUUCCAAGCUGAAAUUGCUCAGCUUAUGUCGUUGAUCAUCAACACAUUCUACUCGAACAAAGAAAUUUUUCUUCGUGAGUUGAUCUCUAACGCUUCCGAUGCACUCGAUAAAAUCCGUUACGAGUCUUUGACCGACCCCACCAAGUUGGACAGUGGCAAAGAAUUGUACAUUAAGCUUAUUCCCAAUAAAACGGCAGGCACUUUGACCAUUAUUGAUACUGGUAUUGGUAUGACUAAAUCAGAUUUGGUCAACAAUUUGGGUACAAUUGCCAAGUCCGGCACUAAAGCAUUCAUGGAAGCAUUGCAAGCUGGUGCUGAUAUUUCUAUGAUUGGUCAAUUUGGUGUUGGUUUCUACUCGGCUUACUUGGUUGCUGACAAAGUUACCGUUACGUCAAAGCACAACGAUGACGAACAAUACAUUUGGGAAUCGUCGGCUGGUGGCUCGUUCACAGUUAAACCAGACAACACAGAACCAUUGGGUCGUGGUACCAAGAUCGUUUUGUAUAUCAAGGAAGAUCAAACCGAUUAUUUAGAAGAAAGCAAAGUCAAGGAAAUUGUGAACAAGCACUCUCAAUUCAUCGGUUACCCCAUUAAGUUGUUGGUAGAAAAAGAACGCGACCAAGAAGUGAGUGAUGAUGAGGCUGAAGAUGAUAAGAAGGAGGAAGAAAAGAAAGAAAUGGACACUGAUGAGCCCAAGAUUGAAGAUGUUGGUGAGGAUGAGGAUGCCGACAAAGAUAAGGACAAGAAGAAGAAGAAAACUGUUAAGGUGAAAUACACCGAAGAUGAGGAAUUGAACAAAACAAAGCCCAUCUGGACUCGUAACCCUGACGACAUUUCUCAGGAAGAAUACGGCGAAUUCUACAAAUCUCUCACAAAUGACUGGGAAGAUCAUUUAGCCGUCAAGCACUUCUCCGUUGAAGGUCAAUUGGAAUUCCGUGCUUUGCUGUUCAUCCCACGCCGCACUCCUUUCGACUUGUUCGAGAAUCAAAAGAAGCGCAACAACAUCAAACUGUACGUCCGCCGUGUUUUCAUCAUGGACAAUUGCGAGGAGCUCAUUCCCGAGUAUCUGAACUUCAUCAAGGGUGUCGUUGAUUCAGAAGAUUUGCCUUUGAACAUUUCUCGUGAGAUGUUGCAACAAAACAAAGUAUUAAAGGUUAUCCGAAAAAAUUUGGUAAAGAAGACCAUGGAAUUAAUUGAAGAACUCACUGAAGACAAAGAAUUGUACAAGAAGUUCUACGAUCAAUUCGCCAAGAACUUGAAAUUGGGUGUUCACGAAGACAGCAACAACCGCGCCAAACUUGCCGACUUCCUGCGCUAUCCCACUUCUGCCUCUGGCGAUGAUGCCGCCUCUUUGGCCGAUUACGUAUCACGUAUGAAGGAGAACCAGAAGCACAUCUACUUCAUCACAGGUGAAUCAAAAGAACAAGUUAGCAACUCUGCCUUCGUUGAGCGAGUUAAGGCACGUGGUUUUGAAGUCAUCUACAUGACCGAGCCUAUUGAUGAAUACGUUAUCCAGCACUUGAAGGAAUACAAGGGCAAACAGUUGACUUCUGUAACCAAGGAAGGUUUGGAGUUGCCUGAGGAUGAUGCCGAGAAGAAGAAGCGUGAGGAAGAUAAGGCGAAGUUCGAAAACCUCUGCAAAUUGAUGAAAUCCAUUUUGGACAACAAAGUUGAGAAGGUAGUCGUUUCGAACAGAUUGGUUGAGUCGCCAUGUUGUAUUGUCACGUCACAAUUCGGUUGGUCAGCGAACAUGGAACGUAUAAUGAAAGCCCAAGCUUUACGUGAUACCUCAACUAUGGGCUACAUGGCUGGCAAGAAGCAUUUGGAAAUCAACCCUGAACAUCCAAUCAUCGAGACACUUCGUGAAAAGGCUGAUGUUGACAAGAACGAUAAAGCUGUGAAAGACUUGUGCAUUCUGCUCUUCGAGACAGCCCUGUUGUCAUCAGGCUUCUCAUUGGACAGCCCGCAAGUGCACGCCUCCCGCAUUUACCGUAUGAUCAAACUUGGUCUUGGUAUUGAUGAAGAGGAGCCAAUGGCUACAGAAGAUACCCAGAGCGGUGGUGAUGCGCCUCCAUUGGUCGAUGACACUGAAGAUGCUUCACACAUGGAAGAAGUCGAUUAAGUUAAUUAGUAAAUAGAUAUAAUUCCAACGUUCCAAAAAUUGAAUGCAAAUUGUCAGCUUUUCUACGUCAUAAGUUCAUUUAGUUUACAUAAUUUUGUAUUCGAUUUAGCGAACAUCAUUAAUGUGGUAAUAUAACAACUAUGACUGCUUAUGUUCAAUUAAUGAGUAUAAAAAUAGAAUUUUCGUUGUCGCGUUUUAAGCGGCUUCUUAUAUCUCAAAUCAAAGGAUAACUUAUGAAUCGAUGUAUGAGUAUGAGAAUUUACAUAUAAAUAAAUGUUUAAAUUAACUCAA